UCCGAGAAAACUCGUUUCGAGAAAUUUAUUUUCUGUUUCUAAGGUGGAUUUUGCCCCGAAUAGUUCAAAGUUCGGAGUCCGAAAGGAUAUGCCACGACUUGUUUUACUGAUCGAGAAGUUUGCUUGCUAAUACGAAUUACUGCGAAACUUCGUCCUUCGUGUUAUAUACAUCGUUUCUCGGUAAAGCUUUCGCGGUUGGAUCGUCGAUAAAAAGCACCGUUGUGUACACAGUGGCUCGCUACAGUUUAUCUGGAAUACCCGCGGAUGUAUAGAACGCCAGACGUUGGCGGGGGGAGGCGGGAGGAGGCCAUAUAACAGCGACGCGUGCCGGCUGUCGAGGUCACUCGUUGCUCGAGCAUCGUCGGAGUAACUGCGAUUCACGUGGAAGCUUGCGACACUUUGUGAAAAUCUUUAGUUGUUGCGUAAGCCUGUAUCGAGAGAGUAAUUCGUGUAAUCGAAGUAAACCCGAUUAUCGACGCAUAAAAAGAGAAAAAGGUUCAGUGAAUCAGUGGAUCGCCGAUAGAACGUGUGCACGUUUCUUUCGUGAUAAACUGGCAAUCAGAGCUGAGAAAAUUCCCACGUUCAGUGAAGUGUGCAAACGAGGUGCGACUGGGAGCAGUUCUAGGAACAAGCAGGAACAGAUACUCACGGAAAUGACGCGUUGCCAGAGCCUGCAGUCCUAUGCGUCCGCCACAAUGAAUAACAAUGGGACGCUGUCGUGGCCCGAACAGAAGGAGCCCAGAUGCCCCAGAGGCACGAUAACUUGCGGCAUGCUUCCAACACUACGCGCCUUGGCGUCCAAAGAAUGCGACAACAGCCAGGGCACCAUCUGCCUCGUGCCAUUCGACACCGAAAUGGAUUCUGCCAGUCACCUGCAGAUGAUCCUGCUGGAGGCGUACUGUCGCGAGACAGGAAUCACAGUGUUUCGGGUAUCCAGGGAGAGGAUACGGGACCAUCUGUGCCCGGGUAGCGGCGAUCUAUCCUGCGUGCUGAUAUCAAACGAUGAUCCAUAUUUUCUCGAUCCGCCCGAGUGAAUGUCAAACGCAUCACCUGUUUCGGGAACGAAUUUAUUUUCGACUGAUUGCAGUCGUACGAUUAUUUCGACCAAGCUCUGAUGAUGCUACUGGAGGAUCGUCGAUCGAUCGAAGGGGAGAAAUUUUCGAUCUGAUUUUUCCGUUCGCAAGUUCCACGAACUGACGGAUCGUCGAAGAACAGCACGCGCGACUAGUUUCCGCGUAGAUUUCCGAUCGCGACGUAUAUAUAUUUCUAAUCGUUGCGAGGAUUGUUUAAGGAAAUAACCGAUACGAACAGAGAGAACGCAUUGCCGGGGGAACCACCUGCGAUUAUUGUAUAUGCGUUCGACGCGCGCAAGAAACAAUUAUGAUGUAAUCAUUAAACUUUGGAAAGAGUGGAGAAAGUUAUUUUGUAAUCGUUGAAUAU
Messenger RNA from Colletes gigas, 1440 nucleotides. RefSeq lists its product as uncharacterized. The transcript has 2 exons. The record is from RefSeq and is a predicted model, not a curated record. NCBI's taxonomy places the organism in Eukaryota, Metazoa, Arthropoda, Insecta, Hymenoptera, Colletidae. The coding region runs from base 654 to 1034 and encodes 126 amino acids.